Punica granatum (pomegranate) is the source of this 553-nucleotide messenger RNA. Lineage: Eukaryota; Viridiplantae; Streptophyta; Magnoliopsida; Myrtales; Lythraceae. The record is from RefSeq and is a predicted model, not a curated record.
GGGUGGUGCGUCGGGGGGAAGAACGCAUUAGCAGCAUCAAUCAUCGCCAUUGCUGCGACCUGCGAGCGGCAACGAAGUAGAAGAAGAAGAAGACGAAGAACUGAAGAGAGAGAAGCAAAAGCAAUGACGUUAGCGUGGUUGGAAGCAGCACUUCCGUUGGGAAUCAUCGCUGGGAUGCUCUGCAUAAUGGGCAACGCUCAGUACUUCAUCCAUAAAGCCGCUCAUGGCCGUCCGAAGCACAUUGGGAAUGAUAUGUGGGAUGUGACCAUGGAGCGCCGGGACAAGAAGCUCAUGGAACUCGCCUCCGCUUCCUCCUCUCCAUCGAAUUAGAUCAUAUUCAAGUUCUUCCCAACGGAUGCUUCGCCGAAAGACUCGUGAUGGAAUAAUGGCUGCUGAUCUCAAGUUCUAUUUUCUGUUACAUUUGAAACUUCCUUUUGGCUUUGUGGUAAUGUUCGGGGAAUUUGGUGCUUGAAUAUAUACUCUUUAUCUUGAAGAUAAUACUAUUGGUGAUUGGCCAUCUUCGUCAAUGUAGAAAGAUCAUUUGCCUUUAUCC